CUUCCAUUUAUUUACAGAUUGUUUAUAUUGCUUUUCUUUUCAUAUUUUUACUACCUGUCAAAUACGAUAUUGUUGCUCAUUCCAUCUUUCUCUAACAAAUGUGCACGAGUUGGUGAACACCGCUCUAUCUUACUGCUUUGAAAUUUUUCGGCUGUUGUAGAUAGUUUGGGGAGCUAAGCUGCUUCAUGGACGCUAAUCUUAGUACAAAUGACUAUACGCAAUCAAUAUCGGCCUCCUCGUCGGAAGAUGACGAUGAAAGUUUUACUACUGCAACUGAUAGUUGCUCAGAUUCAGACUUAAGUACCCACUCUGAACUGAAAUUCAAUACUGAGGGAUCACAACAGCGACAGCAAAAUCUAUGUGUUAUGCUCAGAAAUCGAGAAUACAGUAGAACUACCCCCCAAGUACCACCUUACAAUGAAGUGCCAAAUAGGUUAAGAUUUUGCCUCAAGGACGUUGUGCCACAUGGUUUCGUGCAAGGACAUGUAUUUAUGGGUCUAAGUUCGUGUGGAAACUUUCUGCUGAGUUAUAAGGUUCUCAUAAAAGAGAAUGCUACUCAUCCUUACAGUUUCAAUUUGAAUUAUAAAUACACAUUAUAUUUUUGGAUAUAUCAACCACACCAACCAAUCCGUACUUUUUAUAAAUGUUGUCUUUUCAACAAUCGAGGAGUCGACAGUAUAAAAAAGGUGACCAUGACGCAGUGGAAAUGUAGCGAACCGCGCGUGCUAAUUGUGCAUGGUGCUGCAGAAGCUGAAAAUGAAGAGUCUUAUAUUACAUACGUUAAAGUUCCUAAACUUGGCUGUUUAGAUUGUAAAAAAUUGCGAGAAUUUGAUGAAGGCGCUUUUAAACGUUAUGCUUUAUGUUUAAAGUGUAAUCUAACCGUACACACGAAAUACUCAAUCACAGAAUCUGAUCGAAAAUUUGAUUCUUACACAAAUUUGAUUUGCCCUGGGCGUAUAUUAAUUUUAGCUAAUGGAUUUAUACAUAUGUUACAUAUUGCUUUGGAGGACUCUCCUCCAGCCAAUACGAAUCAGUUAUCAAUACAGUGUCUGAACACUAUUUCUUUGCCUUCAGUAGCACAAAAAGUGUGUUUAUCGCAUGAACUUCAGUCUAACUCAGACCGGCAUUCCGUCCAUUCCUCAGAUGAAAUAAUUGGCUGUGACAAUCAACAUAAUAUUCUGGAUAGUAUUACUGCCGAUUUUAGCGAUGUAGAAACAGAUUCUACACAUUCAACGGGUAGUCGUAACAAUAACGAUUUACAACAACGCAACACGAGAAUAAUGGAGGGAAACAAUUCAAAUACUUCACAUAAAUCUUACGAUGAAAUUCUAUUUACAUGUAGUGGCAGUUCCACUUCAACUUCUGGUAGUGUGGCUGUAACGAGUAGUAUCAAUACUACAUCGAGCCCCAAGAGUUUGAUGCCAACAAAAGUUAACUUAGUCAAACCUAGUGGUAGGCGCAAUCAUCGAAUUGUUACGAAGUCUUAUCGUAAUGGUGUUAUAACAGUCGAUAUGCAAGCAGUUACAUCAACGUCCACUACUUCUGCUGAUAAAUCCAAUGCAUAUGAAUUCUCUGAAGAUAAUGAGUUUUGUGAAAAAAUUGCUAUAUUACGUAAACGACGUUUGGCUGAUAAAAAAUAUGAGUUUUCUGAAGACAAUUCCGAAAACAUAAUUCCAUUUACUAAAAUGCGUUCAGCAAGUAAAUCUUAUAGUGCACCUUUAAGUGGUGCUUUGUCAAGCACCAGCAAUAGUCGCAAUUCAUAUCACCGUCCUUCACCCACAAACUAUCAUUUUCAUACAUCUCCGUGCGCCUCUCCAUCAUCAUCGCCGAGACCAUCAUCCAGUUUCGAGACACGACGUUGUACUCCUCCUCCUUUGCACAGAGCAUCUCCAAUAUCUUUACAACAAGGUUUUCGUUCACCUCCAUGUAGUUCUCCGGUAAGUGGUAGUAUUAUGCGCUCACCAAGCAGCCAUUUACCACCACCACACUCACUUUCGCAAGCUACGCAACAAAUGCUUAGUUUCAAACCAUUAGGUACACUUUCGCCAUUGCAAGUGUCAAUGACGAAACGCAAUUACAUGGAUCUAAGCGGCUCUAUGUCUCCAAACAGUAGCGUACCAUUUCUUUCACCACGACGCGAAGAAUAUCGCGUUGUGGAAAUUCCUUUGCAAGGCAGUUCUAUGCCAGAAAAGCCAGUUUGCACUAAGAAAUUUAAAAGACGCUAUGUCGAGGAAGACGAUGCUGCUUCAGUUAUAACAAGUGAAGAAGAUGAUUGUAUUUCUCCUGGUUAUCAUACUUCAUUGCCAGUAGAAGUACACGGAUCCUGUUAUUCCGAAAUGCAGAUGAUAUCUCAAACCACUUAUCAGCAGCUUUGUUGCGCUAGUGUGGUCAUUACUCAACACUCCUUUGACUUGGAAGCAUUUUCAUAUUAUGUGAUUAGUACACUUUGUCAAAAGAAUCAAAAGACCUACGAUGUAUUUUAUGACUGGGCCUAUGAAAUAAUUAACGUUUGUCCACUAAGUCAUACUAUUAUUUGUGUGCUAAUGGCUCAAUUCGCUGCAACAGACCAGCUUCCAUGUUCAAGCACAAACUGUUUUAAUUGCUCUAGGAAAUUAGAUUGCAUUUAUCAUCGACAUAAAUAUGAGUGUCGUAUACUUUUUUCAUGGAAUAUGGAAACUGGCGUAUGGGAUAUAUUGGAUUACGGUGAAUUAAUCGAAUAUAAAACCGUUAGUAAAGUACAACAAACUAAGAAAGUUACAGACGAUUUAGCUUGCCGGGCAAAAAAGAUUGCAAAUGAAUUAAGUACAAAUUUAAAGAAUAUUCAAGAUUACACAUGCAAUUUACGUGUGCUGGAAUCAGAUUUAAGGAAACCCAAAUCUUACAUAACUGAUCUUGAUAAUAUGUUGGAAUUUUAUUUAAAGAAGCCACAAAACAACGAUAAUUAAAUUUUACUAAGCUUUUAAUAUGUUAUACUCGUUAUCUUAGCUCAAGUCAUUUUAACACAAAAGACUAUUAAGAAUUUAAUUUAAAG
Molecule: messenger RNA, 3031 nt
Organism: Teleopsis dalmanni
Lineage: Eukaryota; Metazoa; Arthropoda; Insecta; Diptera; Diopsidae
Exons: 9
Coding region: 186-2945 (919 amino acids)
Biological process (GO): protein ubiquitination
Cellular component (GO): Cul4-RING E3 ubiquitin ligase complex
Source: RefSeq, a predicted model, not a curated record